Gaeumannomyces tritici R3-111a-1 is the source of this 438-nucleotide messenger RNA. RefSeq lists its product as hypothetical. NCBI's taxonomy places the organism in Eukaryota, Fungi, Ascomycota, Sordariomycetes, Magnaporthales, Magnaporthaceae. The record is from RefSeq and is a predicted model, not a curated record. The coding region runs from base 1 to 438 and encodes 145 amino acids. The transcript has a single exon.
AUGCCUGGGUUGGCAAGAAAUGGGCUCGAGGUUGCGAGGAGAAGAGGGCUGAAGAGGACAGGCCUGGGUUCCGCUGCUUUGCGCGCGGAUGGAGCCCUGGGCUUUGCUCGUGGGGGAUUAAUUUGCAGGAGCGUAACAAGUGGCCUCAUGGAUAAGUGGCCAGCGCGGCGUCGUGAUUGGUUGGCUGGGUCCAGCUGCGCGGGCGCCCGCACUCUGAGCGAUCUGGGAUUUUUCUGGCUGCGACCGCGUCUCCAGGCGGCCCCACCACCGAACACACCACAACAAGGCUCAAUUGUCAGGACGCCAUCGGCCCCACGUCCCCGCUGUCACGGGCUGGUACCUGGCAUUCAGCUGACAGGCGCCUACAGUUGGCAUGUACCUGUGCUGGUCGAGAUUGCGCGCCUGCCCCUGAAAGCAAAGUGGCCCGCCCCAUUUUGA